Messenger RNA from Helicoverpa armigera (cotton bollworm), 903 nucleotides. RefSeq lists its product as uncharacterized. Gene Ontology annotation, molecular function: odorant binding. NCBI's taxonomy places the organism in Eukaryota, Metazoa, Arthropoda, Insecta, Lepidoptera, Noctuidae. The transcript has 9 exons. The record is from RefSeq and is a predicted model, not a curated record. The coding region runs from base 1 to 903 and encodes 300 amino acids.
AUGCAUACUGUAAACAUCAAUGUGUUUUACUUACUUUUGUUUUACUUAUUUAUUGUUUUACUUAUUUAUCAGGCUAGAACCGAACACGAAAUUAAAGAAUGGCUGUUCCGCGAAGGCGUCGCUUGUAAUAAAGACUUUCCUAUAACUCCGGAUGAGAUGAUGAUGCUGAAAGACAACAAAUUACCUGAUUCUACGAACGCUAAAUGUUUGAUUGCUUGUAUUUUUAAGAAAACUGGUAUGAUCGACAGCAAAGGAAUGUUCGAUCCAGAUAAAUCAAUAGCAAUGACCGAAAAAGAUUUCGCUGAUAACCCGGAAAAAUUGGCAACCUCCAAGAAGCUUAUGGAAGCCUGCAGGGGCGACUUCCAAACUUUGUUCGGGUUGUCUUCCAGUCUAACUGGAUGUAGCUUAGAAUGUACUAGUGAACAGUGUGUGACCUACAGCAGCUUACUGAAAAUGUUUUACCGUUUUCUAUUAUGUUUUUAUUUCAUCGAAUUUUAUGGAACUCAUGCUGGCAGAACUGAUUCCGAAAUCAAAGAAUGGUUCUUUCGAGAAGGCGCGGCAUGCAACAACGAACAUCCCAUAACUGCUGAAGAAAUGAUGAUGUUGAAAGAAAACAAAUUACCCGACUCUCCUAACGCUAAAUGUAUGGUUGCUUGCAUUUUCAAGAAAACUGGUAUGAUGGACAGCAAGGGUAUGUACGACGCAGCAACUACGAUAUCAAUGAUGGAAAAGGACUACGCAGACAAUAAGGAAAAGCUGGAGAGUUCCAAGAAACUUUUGGAAUCCUGCAAGAAUGUGAACGAUCAAGCUGUUACCGAUGGCGAUAAAGGCUGUGACCGAUCCGUGUUUAUAUUUAAAUGUUUGACAGAAACUGCUGCUAAGAUGGGUAUCGAACUACCAUAA